Molecule: messenger RNA, 2529 nt
Organism: Penicillium daleae
Lineage: Eukaryota; Fungi; Ascomycota; Eurotiomycetes; Eurotiales; Aspergillaceae
Product: ZZ type zinc finger domain protein
Exons: 4
Coding region: 1-2529 (842 amino acids)
Molecular function (GO): zinc ion binding
Source: RefSeq, a predicted model, not a curated record
AUGGCUACUCAAGCCCUCCCAUCACACCCAGGUCCAGACCAUCAAAUCUCAAUCAAAGUUCUUUACAACGACAGCAACCGUCGCUUCAAGUUACCUCUGAAGGACCUCCAGGCUCAGGUGCUCCCCCAAAAGCUCCGCUUGCUUCUCGGCGUUCCGGCAAAUGUCAACGUCAUCUUCGAACGCUAUUCCGACAGCGCCGGCAACUACAUUCACCUAGACGAAGCCAACCCCUCCGUCUACAAACAACUCUACCGUGCUGCCAAAGCCAAGUCCAAGCUUCGCAUCAGGGCCACCGUGGUCGAUACCUCGGCGGCGGUACCUUCAGACUUCUCACUCCCGGCUCAGCCGAUCACUCAAAGCCCUCCACGAUACAGUUACCUUGAGACCGUCCUCAGCUCACCUAUCCCCAUGGCUCAUCCCGAGAGCCUCCCAGCUACCUCUGAGCUGGCAAGCACCUCGCUCGAGGUCGACGCCUUCCCACCACAGCCGAUCCAGACCUCCACUCAACCUCCUCACUACCGUGACUUCGAGGCUGAAGACAAGAUUCGUUUCCCCGUCAUCUCUCACAACUCGCCCAAUGGGAUGUUUUGUAUCGACUGCAACAACUGUGGUCGAUCCAUUGCCAAUGAGCACUAUCACUGCAGUAUCUGCGAGUACGGAGACUAUGACCUGUGCCCACAGUGCAUCGACGCGGGUGCCUCGUGCCGCAGCGACGGCCACUGGCUGAUCAAGCGGAUGGUGGUGAACGGUAUUGUGACCAACAGCACCACUGAGACCAUACCUCCCCGUCACCCUCAGACUCAGGCUGUGGCCAAGGAGACCUCCGAGCCCACUGCAAAGGUUGCUACCGUGCAGGACGAGGAGGAGAUCAAGCCCCAGAUUGCAGUGUGCCCAGCUUACGAGCCCCCCGCCACUGAACGAGUCCAGGAGAUGGAGGCUUCCCUCAUUCCUGGCUUCACCAGUCAGACUGAUGUGGCUAUUCAGGGCGAUGAGCAGCCCAUGUGCAAUGGAUGCUGCCGUGAGGUAGAUGAGAGCAACCUUGUGCGUUGCACUGAGUGCGAGGAUUAUGACCUCUGCCUUCGCUGCCUGCUGCGCAACAAGCACGGUCACCAUCCCGCCCACACCUUCUCCCUUGGCUCGGACCGCAACUUCUGCUUGAAGAACCUCAUCAUGUCUCGUUGCCUUCCCGGCCGGCAGUUCAAACACGCCGCCAUCUGUGAUGGAUGUGAGAAGCACAUCGUCGGUACCCGCCACAAGUGCCUGUCCUGCCCUGACUGGGACUACUGCCCCAGCUGCAUCAAGAUGGCUCACCAGAACCAUCCUGGUCACCGCUUCGCUCCUAUCUACGAUGCUAUUGGUGAGCAGCCUCGUGACUCCGAGGUUCACUUUGGCAUCUUCUGCGAUGGCCUACUGUGCAAGGACAAGCCUGCUCAGAGCUACAUCACUGGGGUUCGAUACAAGUGCGCCGUCUGUGACGACGUUGACUUCUGUGCGAGCUGCGAGGCUCACCCUAACCACGGGCAUAACCGCACCCACCCCUUGAUCAAGUUUAAGACUCCCGUCCGCACCGUCACGGUCAGCACUAUCAACGAGGAUGAAUCUGUUCCUGGCCGAGUUUCCCUGGGUGACCAGCCUCGCGAGACUGUUGACUCGGCUGCUCUGCAUGAGGAUGUCGAGGAAAAGAAGCCCGUUGUCGUGGAGCAGGCUCCCGUAGAGGUGGAGGCCACCAAGCACGAGCCCGCUUGGCCCGCUCCUUACGCCCCGGUCCCCACGGUUGAGGCACCAGAGGCUGCCCAAGAGCAAGACUCGGCCAACUACAAGGCUUACUUCGUUCGCGAUGCGAUCGCUGAUGGUACCAAGCUGCCUCCCAACACCGUUUUCCGCCAGACUUGGACUCUCUUCAACCCCGGCCCCUUUGCCUGGCCAGCUGGCAGUGAUGUCCGCUUCGUCGGCGGAGACACCAUGUUCAACGUCGACUCUAGCCACCCAUCUAGCGUCGAGUCCAUCCGCUGUGCGAUGGAGAGUAACAAGCUUACCGCUCCUCUGGGACCCGGACAGAGCGCCGAUUUCAGCGUGACCCUGCGCACUCCUCGCCGUGAGGGCACUGCUAUCUCAUACUGGCGCCUGAAACUUCCCAAUGGUAUCCCCAUUGGCCACCGAUUGUGGUGCGAUGUUCAGGUACAGGGAAUUGUGUCUCCUACUCCAUCGACCGUGGAGCCGGUGAAGAUGAUCUUUGAGGAGCUGCCCGAGACCGAGUCUUCUACUGUCACCCCCGACACUGCCGGCAGUGGCAUGAUCUUCCCCAAGCUGGAGAAGGAGUCUCCCGAGUCUAGCCUCCACGAGGCUGUGGCCGAGACCCGCCCGGCUCCGACUGUGUCGACCGUUUCCGAGGCUGAUGUCCUGGAAGAUGUGGAGAGCCUCACCCUGGACGAAGCCUCUACCGAUGCUGGCUUCUUGACCGAUGAAGAAUACGAUGUCCUGGAUGCUAGCGAUCAGGAGUUCUUGGAGGCGAAGCAGUCUAUUCACUAG